Molecule: messenger RNA, 1191 nt
Organism: Scophthalmus maximus (turbot)
Lineage: Eukaryota; Metazoa; Chordata; Actinopteri; Pleuronectiformes; Scophthalmidae
Gene: fgf17
Product: fibroblast growth factor 17
Exons: 5
Coding region: 362-1006 (214 amino acids)
Biological process (GO): fibroblast growth factor receptor signaling pathway; positive regulation of gene expression; regulation of cell migration
Cellular component (GO): cytoplasm
Molecular function (GO): growth factor activity; type 1 fibroblast growth factor receptor binding; type 2 fibroblast growth factor receptor binding
Source: RefSeq, a predicted model, not a curated record
AAAAAAAGAAAAACUGGAAUUCACCCCGAGCGGAGCCACUCAAGAGUCGGGGUGCGCCACCACCCACCUCACAUUCUGACCCGUUUCGUUCUAUAAUGGAUGGAUCCGGUUCGGAUAUUGCGCAUCGCGAAUCUUUUUGAGUGUCUCUUCACCAUCCCGUCAGCUGGACCAGGGGGUUUGAUGGGAUACGUGUGAGAGGAGGAGGAGGAGGGGGGGGGGAUAUAACUCCGAGGUGGUCGUAUCAGAGACUCUGGUUUGAGUGGAUGGACAGGUCAGAGGCGCGUAUGUGCAACAGUGUGGAUUUACGCAUCAGGGACUAUCUGGCCACAGGAUCCGUCCGUCGGACGCACGGACCAGGAGAAUGUAUGGAAUAAACCAGCGCUGCGUUUACAUAUCGUUCCAUUUCUUCGCGCUGUGGUGCCAUGCCCAGGGGGAGAAUCACCCGUCUCCUAAUUUUAAGCAGUAUGUGAGGACGCAGGGCGCAGUGACGGACCAGCUGAGCCGCCGGCAGAUCCGGGUCUACCAGCUCUACAGCCGCACCAGCGGGAAACACGUGCAGAUCCAGGGCAAGCGGGUCAGCGCCACCGCGGAGGAUGGCAACGUGUACGCUCGCCUGUUCGUCGAGACGGACACCUUUGGCAGCCGCGUGAGGAUAAGAGGAGCAGAGAGCGGCCGCUACCUCUGCAUGAACCGGAGGGGCAAACUUGUUGGGAAGCCCAACGGCCGGAGCAGGGACUGUAUCUUCACAGAGAUAGUGCUGGAGAACAACUACACGGCGUUCCAGAACGCCAAGUAUGAGGGCUGGUACGUGGCUUUCACCCGGAAAGGGCGGCCCAUCAAGGCCUCCAGGACGAGGGAGAACCAGAGGGAGGUCCACUUCAUCAAGAGGCUGCACACGGGCCCGCCCCCCUUCCCCAACACGGACCAGAGCAAACACUUUGAGUUCAUCCGCUUUCCGUCCGCGCGCCGAGCGAAGCGGAACAGGAAGUCGCACGCCUCUUCCUAACGCGCAGCGGGCGAACGCAAAUGGACUGACGCCGGCCGCGGCGCCGGAGAGAAACAGAUGCUAUUUUAUUUUUGUAUAUUUUUGAUAGGUGAACAAUGGCUCGGAACGCCGUUGAUCUAAAGUAAUAUUUGCUGUAAAAUGGUCAUGUGUAAAUACUGAAAAGAGAGUAAAGCAGAUUGAUUAUA